Molecule: messenger RNA, 13424 nt
Organism: Paramuricea clavata
Lineage: Eukaryota; Metazoa; Cnidaria; Anthozoa; Malacalcyonacea; Plexauridae
Source: the annotation of a GenBank genome assembly
AUGACAAAGACACCCAAGGCACCGGUAAAGAAGGCAAAAAAUACUACAAGUAUGGGGCGUGUUAUAUUCUACUUUAUCGCGUUGAUAGUCGCGUGUUGUGCGGUCGCGGUUGUGCUAUUCGAGACAGAAGCUGGUCAAGAGUUAGUCGCCAAAGUUCGAGGUAGAAAAUCGUCGAGUUCUCGAGCGAACGCACACGCAAAAGCGAAAUACACCGAGAGAAAACCUUCAGAGAGUAAAAUAAACCGUGGCGAUGAUGAGUCGAAGACAGCAGAGCAAACAGAGAGCGCAUUGCCAAACGCCGACAGUGUUUUGAACAAAGAUAGAGACACGUCAGCAAAAGCGAGCGACAAUUCAAACGAAGCCAAGAGUAGCGAAUCGAGGAAUGAUGAUACCACAGCAAAUAACGAUGCCCAGCAAGAGAAUACGGCUAGAGAAUCUGUGCGUGAAACCGCCAGCGAAAUCGGCGGAGAUUAUGCAAAUGUAGGAGACUCACAAAUGGACGAGACGACGUCAAAUAUGGACAGCGGUGAAUUCAAUGAGGAGAAGGAAGAGUGGGAGAAAAUUGACGAACAAAUAGACGGAGAUGAACAAGUUGAGAAACCGGUUGAGGAAAUGGAUAUACCCGUUGUGGAAAUGGAAAAACCUGAUGUGCAACAGGAGAAACCGGAUGAAAGACAGACUAAGGAACAAGAAAAGCCAGAUGAGGAACCUGUUUUUGUGGAACCUGAAAUAGAACGAGCGGAACAAGGAGAAGAAUUUUUGGAAGGAGAAGUGGAUAACAAUGAAGAGCAAGAUGGGAAAGUGGAUGAAACUGAGCAAAACGUAGCUGACAAAGUAAAUGAAAGUGAAAAGAAACAACAGGAAGAAGUGAAUGAAGAGAUGGAUGAAGUUGAUGACAGUGAAAUGGGAAAAGAGGAAACCAUAAGUGUUGGCGAUAGUUUGGCAGACCUGGAAAAGGAGAGAACCACAGAGAAUAAGCAAGUGAAAGAAGAAAAGAAAUUAAAGGAAGAGAAGGAAUUGCUGGAGGGAGAACGCUAUGAUCCAAUUCCUCAACCCGAGGGACCACCCAUUGAUCAGAGUCCUGUGAAUGCUCGACGUGGUUUGAGAGGAGAUUAUGGCGGCAAAGGUAGGAUGGAAUUUGAUAGUAGUUGUGUGACAAGUUUAACUACUUUUUUUGGGAAGACAUUUCUGGAAUCAUAACCUGGGUCAAUAAAUCUGGAACAACAAAAACGCACAAGUUCUUACAGGUCUGCAAACAAGUUGUUGCAAAUCUGUUCACAAGCUGUGUUCUCACUGCUUGUUCCCAGUUGUAAUAAGUUUGGAACAAGUUGUUAACAAAUUAUAACAAGCUUGAUGGCAUUAUCAGACUUGUUACAAGGUUCUUCUAACAAGUCUGAUACAGUCAUGAUAUAACAAGAAUGUUACAAGUUGACCACACAUAAGGUUGUAACAAUAUUGUUAUAUCAUGAUUGUAUUGGACUUGUUGAACAACCUUGCAACAAGUCUGAUGACAUCAACAAGGUUGUUACAACUUGUUAACAGCUUGUUCCAAACUUGUUGAGAACUUGGGACAAGCAGUGCGAACACAUGCAUUUUUCUCUAUUAUUUGAAAUGUACUCUACUUAGUAUUUUGAUUCUAUCAAUACAGUUCAAAAUUUUAGGACAUUGUUUUGAAAGAAAGGGCGAUAUAGAACAUUUCGACCACUUGAUCGUGAGUGGAUGACAGUAUUGUAAUGUUAAUAUUUAUUGUGCUCCUACCACACGCAAAAAUCUCACAUCUUGUAGCAAGUCUGUCAACAAGUUUGGUUUCUUAUUUUGUUGUUAUAUAAAUACUGAGAAAAAGUCCAGGAUCUAGACAAGAAUUGGCGACCAAAAAUCUGGGGAAUAACGCCCUAAGACACGGACUUAUUUUUGUUUUUAAUUUAGACUGUAAAGAUACAAACAAGAGCUGUGGAGGCUGGGCAUCGGUUGGAGAAUGCAAGAAAAAUCCUGUCUGGAUGCAUGUUAAUUGCAAGAAAAGCUGUGACGUUUGCAGUAAGUUGUAUAAUCUGACUCGUUGUAACUUGUAAGGUUUACUUUACAAGACUUUACAACAAAGAAGUGAAUGUCCUCAGUUUUAAAUUAUCCUAAAAUUCCAAACGAACCCUCCCAACCUCCCUCAUACGUUUGUCAGGUUAUUCAUUGUUCUUCGGACAACUGUCGGAGUCCGAAAUUGUCUGAAGAACAAUUAAUAACCCAUGAUUAGCUCAGUUUACUAGUUUUAUCAUUCAUCCUUACAAAAAAAGUUCUAUGAAAAUGAAACUUAAUGGGGAGAAUCACCUCUCUUUUUUCUGGAGGACAGGAAUAUUUAAUAAACAAUUAUUGGAUGAGUCUGAGCUGGGCGUACAGGAGCGGAAAAAUUAGGGGGCAGAACAAAAUUUGCCCGACUUUUGCAUUCUGCCCGACCAAUUAAAUCCCCUGCUAAACUUGAGAAACUUUCGAAAAGCUAAAAAUGUUUCGCCACAUUGCCCCAUUUUUUUUGCAUUUUUUACUAUUAUCUUACAUAUUUCUUUUUUUCAGUCAGUUUAUUUCCCCCACUUUUUCCCAACUUACUUUCAACAUUUGCCUGACUUAUAGGCAUUUCAAUUUUUGGGGGGGGGGGGGGGACAGCUGGGAGGCAUAUCAAGAAUUAUUCAGGUCGAGGUCAUUGUUGACCAUUGUUAUCUGUGGAAGCGAAGCUGUUUUAUGACACAUCCUGUCAAAAAAGCCAAGACUACCGGACAGCUUAGGGACCGGUCAUAAAGUAACUGCUAGGGUGGGCUGGAGUGAUUUGGGAUGGGCCAUGGAAAAUCUUUAGGCAGUUUCGAUGGGCCGCCAAUUUUUUUGUAUGUCCACGUUUGGGCCACCAAACAAAAACCCAACAUGGGCAGAUAUUAAAUUAAUAAUAGAAGUAAACAAAACUAUCCAAAUUAUUAAAUGCAAAUGAUGUUAUUGAAGCCAGUACUUUGUUUUAUACAACAACAAGAAGUGGUCGAAUCACAAUAAAUACAACCAAAUGGAGAACAGCUCAGUAUCGUAAUUGGUGAUGAAUUUGUUGGUCAACUUGGUGCAAUUAUGUUGGUCAACUUGGUUUAUUAUAAAAGUGUAUUUUCCCAAUUUAGAUUGGGUGGGUGGGUGGGUCAUGAAAUAAAUUUGGUAAGUCUAGAUGGGCUUUGAAAUUUUUAUCUACAUCCUAAGAUGGGUCACCAAACUUAUUGGAAAAAUUUGUGAUUUACCUCCAGCCCACCCUAGCAGUUACUUUAUGACCAGUCCCUUAGAUCACAUCACCCUGAUGUUUUUCUUUUGUUUGUCCCAGGCUGUAGUGACAAUGACGUAAAAUGCGCAGAAUGGGCUAAAACAGGAGAAUGUAAAAAGAAUGCACAAUGGAUGAACCAAAAUUGCAUGAAAAGUUGUGAACAAUGCUAGACACGGUAGAGUGGCCACAAUAUUGUAGGACAAACGAUUUCUUGAAUACCUCGACACAAUCUCGCUGUGGCUUAGCUAUUUAAAUACUGUAGGUGAAAUUGCAACAUUAACACACAAGGACAUCACAAAUUGGGAGGUUUUCAGCCCUGGUUCACACGAACGAGAUAAGCAUAAGUAGGAAUGCAAAAGAAAAUUUUACCUUUGCGACUUGCAACGACAGAGCGGACAGAAUUUUCUUGUGAACUUCCUGUGAGAUUUGUGUUUUAAAGGUGAUCUACAGACCGUAUGUAAACAAAGCCUUUGUUUACAUUUUUGUGUCCAAAAUAUUGAGCUUUAUUCGACAACUAUUUAUAUUUUCAAGCUUCUAGAGUAUAAUAAAUGAUCAAGAAACAACAAAUAAGCUUUUCAAGAAAUCAAAACAUAGUUAAACUGUUUGUAUCAUAAAAAGUGGGCUCAUUUGUGCACAUGCGCAGAUCAGACUGUAGAUCACCUUUCAGUUUGCGCUUAUGUCGAAGUUAACGUCGCAUACUUCGUUUUGCUUUUUGUCUUUUCUUAUGCUUGUGCUUAUCUCACUCAUGUGAAUCGGGCUUAAGGGGGUUAUAUAAAUUUACCGCCGGACCAUAAAAGCAUAGGUAUGUUGUGAAUCAAACAAAUUUGCUUGAAAUUUAAGGCAAUAGACCUUUCCCCUUAUUACCAAAAUUUUGAUCUAGGCAAGUCUAGACAAAUAUUUCAUCACAGCUUGAAAGAGCAUCACAAAAGUAGUAAUAUUCCAAAGUUUCGUUGCGAAAUGUUGUAAAAUGAGGAAAAUAGAGCCUUGCGAAGUUUGCAAUUUUCAGUCAUUUUACAUUUACAAACGGGAAAUUGCAACCCCAAUACCCGAAUCGGAUGUCAAUUUCCCGUUUGUAAUACAAAAUGACUGAAAAACGGCAAACUUCGCAAGGCUAUAUUAUCCGCAUUUUACAAGAUUUUGCAACAAAACUUUGGAAUAUUACUAAUUUUGUGAUGCUCUUUCAAGCUGUGAUGGAAUUUUUGUCUAGAUCGAAAUUUUAGUUAUAAGGGGAAAGGUCCAUUGUAGCCUGCGAACAGGCUCUCAAGCUGAAUUGAGCUCAGCUUGAGAGCCUGUUCGCAGGCUAUUUUGCAGGCAGGGUGUCCGCCAGGGGGGUAAUCCUACUGAAUUCGUAACUGAGUGGGCUUUACUAAGGCACUAUUACAGUAUACAGCCACUUCAAAAAAGGUUGUCUUUUGCAAACCUUAAAGACCAUGUCAAGUCCGUUCUCCCACAGAUAUAAACAUUGCCCAAAUUUUGCAUCUUUCGAACUUUUUUGAAUUGAAAUGUACACUAGUUUAUAUUCAUUUACAAUAGCGAACCAGAAAAGUGUUAGAUAUUCAGUUAGUAUGUCUUAUUUUACAAAUAUAGCAGUUCAAAAUGUAAACAAAGGCUUUGUUUACAUUACCGACUUGGCAUGAUCUUUAAACUCUAAGCUUAAACUCUAAGCGCGCAAAGUUUAAUGGAAGCACAAGUUUCAAGCUUAGCAGUUGAAUAUUGCAGCUAUUGUGAAUGAAUUGUUCGAGCGUAAGAAAAUAUUUACCAUGUGCGCUUUCCAUUUAAUGGCCUGACCAGUCAGACCCAACUUCUUUUCUCUGUGUCAAUGGAAAGAUCUGGUCUAUGUUUCUCAAAUAUCUAGCGAAAAUGGACCUCGUUCUAAUGUUAUCUAAAAUUUCUGGUCAGAUAGAUCCGAAGCCCAAAUUUUCUGUGCUUCAUUCAACAAUUUGAUCGUUUUGACCGGUUUGGCCGUGUUAAUGGAAAGCGCCCAUGUCUCUAAGAAAUGGGCCCCAUAUAUGAUUUCUGAACUGACUAAAUGAUGCUCCCCCAUUAUGCUUUGCACGCUUAGAGUUUAAGGUUUGCAAAGGACAACCUUUUUUGAAUUAUUAGCUGUAGAUAGGGAUGGGCGAUACCAGCUUUUUCAUUCGAUACGAUAUUUGCUCGAUAUUUGCAGUUUUUUUUCGAUUUCGAUAUCGAUACCGAUAUCGAUAUUUUCCCAACUUGAAAUCAUUAACAACGGCCACAACGCUAACAAUAUAAACAUUGAAUAAUAUAUGUCAGUGAUUGCAACCAACAUAACCAGAAACUCCCAUCCUUCCCGUGGACCAUUAUAGCACCAUAGAAAAUGGACUAUUUACGCCUAUUUAGGCUUUUUAGUAUCAUUUUCAUGAUGAUGCCGCUGACCAAAAUGAAAAAUAUCGCGGGCGCAGAAAUAUCGAAACAUCGAUAUUUCUUGCCAGUAUCGAUACUUUUCUUCAAAACCCUGGUAUCGAUAGUAUCGAGUAUUUGGUAUCGAUAUCGGCCCAUCCCUAGCUGUAUACUAUCUCAUUAAGGUCAAUUAGCUUUUCUCACGAAGGCCAAAAUCCGUCAUUUUGAGGGCAUUGUCGGCCCUCGUGAAAGAUUCUAGACAAUUCAAACAACGUUUAAAAGUUGUAACUGUAUAAAUUUUUUGGCAGUUAUCAGAGCGAGGAAUACUGUCGUAAUCCUGUACUGGUCUGGUGGCGAAUAAAUAUAAUUUAGGGAUGUAGUUUAAUUUGAUCGUUUCAAUUUCUCAAACGUUUUGGUAACGACUGGAAAAAAUCCUCCAUGAUUUGUGAUGUCCCCUUCGACAUUGUAUGCCAUAAAUCGCUAUUAGCUUCGCGUAUUUGCUUGCAUUGUGCAUGAACUCAAAAACAAAUCGGCUGUGCGUGCCUGAUGCAUCCAUAAAUUUAGUUCUGCUGUAAAGAACUUGGCGUAGUUUAAUAAAUGGUCACAUUUCACUUGGUAUAAAUCUAUUUGUGGAAUAAAUUUUGAUAAUUCUGAAUGCACCCUUCUGCAAAGAACGUCACUUUGGCUAUAGAACCAAAGUUGAAUUCAAGGAAAGAUCUCCCAAUCGGUUUUUACCCUAUACAGGGAGUACAAAAAAAAGGAGACUGUUAAAAUCAACCGUUGUUAUAAUAAUUUAAUUUUUUUCAUUUAUUCUUGAAAAAAAAAUUUUUUUCAAUUUUUUUCCAAUUUUAAAAGUUAAAAAAAUUUAAAAAGUUAAAAAAAUUUUGCUUCAAAUUUGGGCGGAUCGGCGGAUUUGUAUACCCCUAUUCACCCCCCCUCCCCCCCGAGCACCAACAUGGUGGCUAUGACGUCAUGUGCAAACACUCUGUACACAGUAGAGGUGUGCAUCGGAUCGGAUUGGACGUUUAUAAUCCGACAAUAGACCUUAUGUAUAAUGACGUCAUAAGACUUGAUGCCCGCGAGGAAUGCUGGUCUUAGUAGUCAUCGCCCGGGAAAAUUCAAAAAUUCAAAAUGGCCACUAUCGAAAUUUUCCCGGGCGAUGACUACUAAGACCAGCAUUCCUCGCCGGCAUCAAGCCUUGUGACGUCAUUAUGCAUAAGGUCUAUUGCCUAAUGAUUAAAAUCCGAUCCGAAAUUGUCUAAUCCGAUCCGAGUUUUGAAAAAGAAUUCCAAUCCGAUCCGAAGAAUUCUUUAAUAAAAUAAAUUUCUCAUUCAAGUUGAAAUAUUUAUCCAAAUAAAUAUAAAAGCAAGAAAUACAUGUCAAGAAGCUGACAAAGUGACGUCCAAUUGAAGUAUCAAACGAAUAAUGCAGCGACAACCGCGAUGAUACUUUGAUAAAUGCAUGGAUAAUUAAUUCUUGCGAUAAUGCGUGGAUAAUUAAUUCAUUUUAUUUCGGAUAUCGAAGUCCGAUCCGAUCCGACUACGAAACAACUUUAUCAAUCCGAUCCGAAAUGAAUAUUUUGGUUCCGAAAUCCGAACGAAUCGAUCGGAUCGGAUUCGGCCGGAUCGGUUUCGGAUCGGAUUUGCACACCUCUAGUACACAGUGUCCCAAAAAACUAUACCCUUUGAAAUUUUCCUAUUGUAAUAAUUUGAAUGCCUGAGCAUUAUACUGAACCCACGCAAGUGUAAAAUUGAAAAACAAGAUCUUAAUAAAUAAGCCUUUUGAAAUCAAGCCUUUGUUUGAAUUUGAAUGCUUCAGCCUAAUUACUACACUAAACUGGUGUCAAGUAACGAAGUAAAUGUACUUCGGUACGAAGUAAAUGUACUUCGGUACGAAGUAAAUGUACUUCGUUACUGUACUUGAGUACUAUUUUUGAGAAGUCAGCAUGUAACAAAGUAAACUUUUUCUGGAGUACUUUUACUUGGAACGAAGUCGUUUUAAGAAGUAACGUUUUACUUCGUUAUUUUCAUUUUGUGGCGAAGUAUUUCGUUACUUUCUAACUUUUCUUUAAUUUUACGUGAUUUACUUUGAUUGUCAGAUAGGUAAUACGACCUCUACAUGCAUCUGGGAUCUCUCGUUUGUGACUUACUUAUUAGUAUUAAAUUUAUUUAAUGGAUUUCUUAUAUCUUCAACGGGGUCUGGAAAAUAGACCAUGUCGUGAAAUAUUGCAUAUUUAUAAUGCGUGUGCUGUUUUGUGUUUUUUUUUUGUAUCUCAGUCCAUCAAUGGAGAAGUCCCCUCCCUACACGCUACAGACAAUAGUAUUUUUACUUUUACUUUGUACUUCAAGUAUUUUUUAAGGAUACUUUGUACUUUUUACUUAAGUACGUUUUGCCUCCAGUACUUUUUACUCUUACUCAAGUCGUUUUAUUGUCAAUUACUUCUACUUUUGCUCGAGUACAAAUUCAAAGUAAUUUAGGUACCACUGGUCGCGAUCUUUCUCGACGACCAGUUUAUAAUAGUUCAUACCUGUAAACCACAUACGAAAUCCGAUAAACAACGACCUUGUUGAAACAGAUUCCGUCAUUAUUACUAUUCAUCAUUAAUAUCAACUAUUAUUCAUUCGAAGUGAGUUGCAAACAAAAUCUUGGUGUCAGUAAUUUUGUGUCAAACAAUUUUCGUCAACGUAUAUAUUAAUUUAUAUGGUCUUACUUUACACAACACAGAAAAGUCUCGUUCGCCUUGAAUUUAUCCUUGCCCUUGGCUCUUUAAAUUCAUGAAUUAAAUUCUCACUGCAGGAUCAAUAAUACGGGAUUUAUUAAGCGAGUUCAAUACAGCCCUUAUUAAUUGCAUGGAAUUACCAUACUGGCAAGCCAAUCACAACUAAGCAGCAUGCAUGCAUGCAUUUAAAUUUCAAAUUUACCACAGUGAAGUAAUAUAAAGUAAGAAGUGACAGGAACACUUCCAUUGCGCUACACGCGAGUUAGGUUACAGUUAGGUUAGGUUUCGGCAUUACAUAAACUUUUUACCGUCAAAACGUGGUUCUGCCUCAAAAUAAAAUUAUGUUUCUACCACGUCAUGGAAUGCUCUUGGGUAUAUUCACAGUUGUACUCGCAAGCUUACGUGUCCAAGCAAAUCCUCUAACCAGAGAAAAGAGGGGUAAGUAAAAUUAUAAUCCUUCAAUGAUGCGUUUAAUUGAAGGCUACGGGUACUUGCAGCAUGGUUAGUUUGUAUUAGUAGCUCAGCCAGCAAAGUUUGGCUCAUGACGCACAGAACUCCACUAUAAAUUAAUGGUACAGAAUGAAUUGACGUAUUUGAUGCGAUUUGAUAAGGUCAUUAAGAUUUAAGAAGUCGACAAAUAUUAAGGUCAGACUUUAAUUAUACAAAGAUUCGGCAAAAGUUUAAAUAGAGAAUAAUACAUUGGUGCGCGGAAAUACCAGAUUUAUUUCUCGUGUUGAACAUGAUAUCUCAUGAUUGAGCGAUGCGAACGAGUGAGAUAUCAUGUUCAACACGAGAAAUAAAUCUAGUAUUUCCAAGCAUCCAUGUAUUUUUCUGUUUAUUAUAUAAAGGACAAUCUUUGAAAAGCGAUAAUUUUUACAGAAAAGCGAUAAUUGAAAAGCGAUAAUUUUCACAUGUGAGAUUAUCAUGAAUAAUCUCACAUGUGAGAUUAUCACUUUUAUCAGUGCUCGAAAUCUCUAUAAAGCACUAUACUUUAUAUAAUAAAAUCAAAUAAAAUAUACAUGUCGUAAAUUUGGUACUUGGUCUUGGAAGAAUUCUAUGAGAUCAACCAGCCCGCUUUUAAAAGAUGCCAAAAAUGAUCUUAUUGAUGAGCACCAUUAUGGAAGUCAUUAAUUGCUAUUACUGUAAGAUAGUAUUAUUUAGGACAAUCUAUUCCUCACUGUAACGAGUACAAAGGAAAAUGGCGAUAAUUUAAUGUGCUUGGUUGCAUGGGAACGGCUUACCGUCACGGAGUUACAUCUUACGCCAUGGUCUUCCUCCCACAAUUUAAGAAAAUUAAACUUUAGGGACCGGUCACAAAGUAACUGCUAGGGGGGGGGGGCUGGAGUGAUUUGGGAUGGGCCAUGGGCCUAAGUUAUAAAAGUGUAUUUUCCCAAUUUAGAUUGGGUGGGUCAUGAAACUUUUUUUGUAAGAUUAGAUGGGCUUUGAAAUUUUUAUCUACAUCCUAAGAUGGGUCACCAAACUUAUUGGCAAAAUUUGUGAUUUGCCUCCAGCCCACCCUAGCAGUUACUUUAUGACCAGUCCCUUACCGCACUUCUAAAUAAUAGCAAGUUCUUACAUUUUCGGCGUUUUGUUGCAAAAGUUGCUCCAGAUAAUCUUCUCGAACUACGAGAUUAUCUCGACAACAUUUGAGUUCGUUUAAUGGGCGUUUGAACAUUCGUUUAAACCUAGUGAAAUUUUCCAAUACACCGAAAACAUCCGGAUAUCGGCUUGGCAACAACAUAUGUGUUAUUUGAAGGAGAUAUAGCGAUGAAUCCCAAUCAGUUACUAUAGAUAUUGAAAAAGUUGAAACGUAUCAUCGAAAACGUAAUGUCGUGUACAGUUAGUUAUAGAGGGACAGUUUUGUCGUUGGCAAUUGAGUCACUCAUUUGGUCGUGAAUUUGAAAUGUCUAUUUUUCUCUCAGAUCAAAAAAUGUCCAGUUGGUCAUUGUGGUCGGAAUGUGAUCAGCAUUGUUAUAAAGAGCGACAAAGGUCUUGCUUGAGUAGAAACAAAGCUGAUUGUCCAAAUACUAAUUACUAUGGCAUUGAAACGGAUAAGGCUAAAUGCUCUCCAUGUUCAGGUAAUAUACGGUAGAGGUUCAGAUUUGACUUCCAUUCAUUGAACUAUAAGUAAACAGGAACGAUAAGUUGGCCGCCAUCAUUGAAGCCGGUUAUGAGUGUUUUCUGCAGUAGUCUUUUUUUACAAAAUGGAUGUGAAAAAUAGAGCUUAAAAAUCGUCAAUAUUUUCUCACUUUUACUUCUUGCAAGGCUUUAUAGCUAUUUAUCUCAGAGCACAGUUAGACAACACAUCUUUUAUCUAAGGCGCAUAAAAUAAGCAAAUAUUGUUUAGCUGCCGAAAUAUAACACGAACAAAACGAAAUUCGGCAACAAAAAAAAUGCGCGGAAAUUUAAAGUGGGACUGACACUCGAGAAGCGUGUAAAACACGAGGCGUACUCUCGUAUUCUCCCAACAUUCCCCGAUUGCAUUGUCACGCCAUAAACGCAUUGACGAGUCCGAUUAACCAAUCAGAUGCGUUUGAUAUAUCCAAUUAACCAAUCAGAUGCGUUUGAUGUACCCGAUUAACCAAUCAGAUGCGUUUGAUAUACCCGAUUAAUCAAUCAGAUGCGUUUGAUAUAUCCGAUUAACCAAUCAGAUGCGUUUGAUAUAUCCGAUUAACCAAUCAGAUGCGUUUGAUAUACCCGAUUAACCAAUCAGAUGGGUUUGAUAUAUCCGAUUAACCAAUCAGAUGCGUUUGAUAUACCCGAUUAACCAAUCAGAUGCGUUUGAUAUAUCCGAUUAACCAAUCAGAUGCGUUUGAUAUAUCCGAUUAACCAAUCAGACGCGUUUGAUAUAUCCGAUUAACCAAUCAGAUGCGUUUGAUAUACCCGAUUAACCAAUCAGAUGCGUUUGAUAUAUCUGAUUAACCAAUCAGAUGCGUUUGAUAUACCCGAUUAACCAAUCAGAUGCGUUUGAUAUACCCGAUUAACCAAUCAGAUGCGUUUGAUAUAUCCGAUUAACCAAUCAGAUGCGUUUGAUAUAUCCGAUUAACCAAUCAGAUGCGUUUGAUAUAUCCGAUUAACCAAUCAGAUGCGUUUGAUAUACCCAAUUAACCAAUCAGAUGCGUUCUAAGCCAGUGAGAGGUAGUGGUAGUGGAAGUCAAAUCUGAACCUCGCUAAUAUUAGAGCUAUGUCGCACAAAUUAAAAGGCCCAAUUUUGGGACGGUAACUCACAUUAAACCGCCUAAACUGCCCUUACAUCGCAGCUUAGAAUUGGCCGAAGUUGUCUCAAAUCGCCAAAACUCGCAUUAUCUCGUGGCGGGUUUAAUUAGGCGAAUUACCGUCCCAGAGUACGCCUUACAAAUAAAAUUUGUUUAGUUUCUCGAGUCCUACUGUACGUAGAUUUACACACCAUAUGAGCUGGUUUCACUUACUUCCAUAGUUCCAGUUGAUGGUAAUUGGGGUAUGUGGUCAUCAUGGGGAGCUUGUUCAAAGACUUGUGACGAAGGAAAGCACACACGAACCAGACAGUGCGAUAAUCCCAAGCCAAGUAAUGGAGGCAAGGCUUGCAUUGGAGAAAGUAUCGAUGUUUCCACUUGCCUUAAUAAAAGAUGCAAAACCGGUAAGAUGAUGAUGAUAUUUUAUCAAUUAAUGUCUCCAAUCUACUUAUGAUAAUGGGAUCUUGGUUUAAUUUUGUUGAUCCAUGAGUGUGAUUACAGGAAAAAUCCUAAGCUGAACUAACUUUACUUACAUGCUAUCUAGCUCUGUCAGUUCUAAACUGUUCUUUCUAGAGGUCGAGUAAGAUUCAUCUCGUAUUAAUCCAGUGUUAUUACAGAUGACUACAAGCUUGUUGAGUUCAACAGACUUGUUACAAGUUGUUUCAAUUUCAAUAACUUGCUAUCGUCCUGCAAUUCAACAACUUGUUAACAAGUUGUGAGUGACAAGCUUGCUACAAGCCUGUUGCGAACAUAUCUUGUUGACAAGUGGUGAGAUUUUUACGCGUGUAGAUCAAUGCACUUCAAUGAAGACUUGUUGGUCAAUCGUUCCCUAGAGUGUAAAGAUGCAAACUCCAAUUGCUAUUCAUGGUCAACCACUGGAGAAUGUCAGAAGAACCCAAGCUACAUGCGUGUCAAUUGUAAGGCCAGUUGUGGGCUUUGUGGAGGUAUGGAAUACGUCUGUUUGGAAACGUAAUCAAAAUUCAAUUAGGAUCACUUUAUAAUAUUUAUUUUAAAACGUUUGGCACUUGUACUGCUCUAUCAGUUUUACGUCUUUCAAAAAUAAAGUUUAUAGUUAAAUAACGAGUGAGCCAUACUCAAAAUUAUAUUAUAGAGACAACUACCGGGUAUAAGCUACUCUGCAAUUUGAUUUUGCUCUCUACUAGCAGGAUAUUAGCUAACGCAACCUCAUUCUCGUACCCAGAGCCCUUCUUACGCGCGGUGUGACGAGGGGCUCAGGCCAAAUCCAUAUCCGAACUGGCAUAUGAUUGGCUAGUUCUAACACCGGAUAUUGUUUUCUUACCAUGUUUUUAUGGUAUCCGGUUAUGGAUUUGGCCAGAGCCCCUCGUCGCACCGCGCGUAAGAAGGACUCUGGGUACGAGAAUGACGCAACCUCCAACCGGAAAUUUGAAGCCAAACUCAAAGGCCAGUCCUAGUCUUUUCACGCAUUCAAAGAGCGCUUAAUCAGUCAAUCGUAAUAUAAACACGCGGGUUUGACCCCCACGGUCCGAGGUCAAAUUUUGGCUUCAAGAAAAAACUGGAAAGGCAGGCAGUUUAUCUGAACGUAUAGCGUUCCAGUUAUAGUCAAUUUAAUAUAUCCUGCCUGUGUAUCUUGGCGGUAGAAAAAAAACAAGAUGGCGGCUCAAACAUUACUGGAGUUUUCUGAACGAGAAAAGUUAUUCGCUUUUAAUAGCAUAAUUACGAGGAAUAAAAACAGAAUAAAAAUACUUCCAGCAUUUGUUUAUACAUGUUAGUACAUAAAAAUAAUGCCGAAAGAGCAAAGAUAAAACAGAAUAUUAAACUUUUUGAAAAAAAAAACUGAACUAAAACGAGGUCAGUUUCAUUUUUAUUUUUUUAGAUU